Molecule: messenger RNA, 546 nt
Organism: Cladocopium goreaui
Lineage: Eukaryota; Dinophyceae; Suessiales; Symbiodiniaceae
Source: the annotation of a GenBank genome assembly
CAAGACGCGUUGGCUCAAACUUUUGGGCGGCUCAAAAAACUACACGUUGCCCCGAUGGCAGCUGCAGCUGCUACCAAACGGAUCAUGUCCGUCACCAAGAACGCCGCGAGUCGCUUGGGCGAUUUGAUGGCGCGAAGGAAGGAUGCCAGCACCAUUGGUGUGCGCAUUGGCUUGAGGCAACGAGGCUGCAACGGGAUGUCGUACACCAUGGACUACACCGAUAAAGUGAACAAGUUCGACGAGGUAGUUGAGACCGAUCAGGGCAUCAAGGUGGUUGUAGAUUCCAAAGCCGUCAUGUUCCUGAUUGGAACAGAGAUGGACUUCGUUAGCAAUGAGGUUGGAAAUGAGUUUGUCUUUAACAACCCCAACAAGAAGUCCGAGUGCGGUUGCGGACAGAGCUUCAACGUCUAACGCUUGAAGCGACGGUCGAAGCGGUGCCCAGAGGUGAGAAACAAAAAUCCCUAUGACUGCGCAUCUAGUCGACCUUGUACAGACUGAGAUUCUCAGAGGUUGAUCAGCCAUCAGUCCCAAAGUCAUACCUUGCCU